CCUGACGGAUUUAUAGUUUACUCCAAACCUCAUCUGCACGGUGUCUUAGGUCAAGCACAGUGGGAGCGCAGUUCGGUCAAAUCGAGAUUAUUGAUGGCACCGAUGCGUUAGUUAUCUGUCUGGGCAAAGGGAACGCUAUAAAAUAUUAAAUUCCCCCCCUUUGUCCGUUUUGUGAACAGUUCCGGAGGUUUUUUUUCUUUACCGACAGGAGGGAUGGAGACGGUCUGGAGAGAGGGAGGCGCGCCGGUGGGUUGUUGCCUCUGGAAGACGAUGCUUCUUGUUUUCCUGUGGAAAGUGUCUGACAGCCAAGCAGGAGCAGCAGGAGUUGGACCAGGAGGAGGGCCGGACUCCUCCCAACCCCGUUUCUCCUCCUCCCUCCCUACCUACCUCCCCGUCCAAUGCCAGCUGAGUGGUGCUGACUCUGCAUUCUUCCUGCGGGAAGCCAAUCAGGAGGUUAUGCGAAAUGGCAGCCUAUCAUCACGGACUGAGCCUUUCUUCCUCCACCAGCUGGAAGCAGGUGUCGCCGCCUCACAAUCCCUGCCGAGUUUCAAUUGCAGCUACGGAAACCUCAGCAUUGAGCAGCCAAUCCCCGUGGAGCUGCUUCAGGGUCCACCACCGCAUCUGCUGCUGACCACCAACCAGGUUACUCUAAACUGGAAGGUCAAAGGUCAAGUGGUGGUGCCCAAAGUGGGGUCAACAAGGCCCUGGAUACAGGUACUGUUUUACCUUGUGGGGCGGCGUUGGGACGAGCCUGACCCUCCUCCUCCAGCCCUCCUACCAUGUGUCAGAGCCUUGGCCAUCCGUGACACAAGUGAAGCAGCACCCUCGGCGGGCUGCCGCCUCAUGGGGCCAUCUGGCAUCUGUGUUGUCCGUCUGGAGAUUCCCCCUGCUUGGUUUACACCACCACAAAUGAGAAAAAGACCUCCUGAAGUGACUCUACCAUCAGUGGAUGUGUAUUACUCAAUUAUACCAGUGGAAGGGGCUGGUCAAGAGUGUCCCUCCAUUGUUAACGAGCCAUGGAGGGGUCAGAAUGCAAACGUCGGGCCUCUUGGAGGCCUGGGCAUGGGCCUCGGGGGGCAGUGGAGCCCCCUACUGGAUGGGGGUCUUCAGGACAUGCUAAAAGCUGGUUCUGUGGUAAUGACCAUGGGCCCAGUUUCUGCUAAAGGAGAACGAUUGAGACUGGAUGAAAAUGUGGAGGUUCUGGUGCCACCCAGUCCAGUUCGGCUUGGCAAGACGGUGGCGUUUGGCGUAUACAUGAAGACGGAUUCAAACACGGAACAGUUUACACUGAGGGUGUGGUUCCAGUCAGGCAUCAACUUCCUGGCUGUUAAACCCAGCAACCUCGUUGCAUGGGAGAUCAAACAGGAAAUGGCACCGGGAAGCAGUUCGUUGGCAGUGAUGUGUCAGAGAAAGGCCUACUCCACAGCAGAGAGAUUGGAAAGUCCAUCAUAUGAGGUGAUGCAGCUGGACUUUGAGGUGGAUAAUGUCAUCAACCUGGUGCCGACCCAGACUCUGCACUGGAACGUCGAGUACCCAGCUGGAAUGCAGACAACUUCCAGGCAAACAGAGAAAGUCUCACACCUCUACAUCAGCAACGCCGACAUACAGGGAAUCGUACCGCUGGCUGAGGACACAGAGGUGGUGAACACAGCCAUUCUUACAGGUCGGCGCGUCGCAGUGCCCAUCAAACUGGUUACCGUGGAGACCGACGGGCAGGUGAGGGAGGUGGAUGACUCAGUCACCUGCAGCUCUACAGACGUGGACGUUGUCAAGGUUUCUCCAAACUGUGACCAGGUGUUGGUGAACGGUAAAGAAAUGCGUGGUCGUCAGUCUUUGGCAGUCAACUUCACCUACCUGCACCUUUCUGCUCAGCUGCAGCUCACCGUCUGGGUGCCCAAGCUACCUCUGCAGAUAGACGUGUCAGAUACUGAGCUGAGCCAGGUUAAAGGCUGGAGGGUACCAAUUAUCACUAACAAGAGACCUACAAGAGACAGUGAAGAUGAUGAGGAUGAUGAGAGGAAGGGCAAAGGCUGCACCCUACAGUAUCAGUACGCCUUGGUGCGGGUCCUCACCCAUUUUGUCGCAGAACCCUCUGACCCAGGAGGAGAGAUGGUCUACAUGUUAGGAUCGGACUGGCAGGCUGAUAUCACUCAUUUGGUCUUGGACCAGCUAAAGGUAGAAGAUCCUCGCAUUGCUAGACUGAUAGAUGGACGAAUCUUGAUCGGACGGGACCUGGGGAUCACCACUAUACAGGUUCUGUCCCCGCUGUCUGACUCUAUCCUGGCAGAGAAGACUGUGACCGUGUUGGAUGACAAGGUGACUAUCACAGACCUGGGAGUCCAGCUGGUUGCAUCUCUUUCCCUCAGUAUGUCAGCAAGUCCUGGAAAUUACCAAGCUAUACAGCUAACAACUACAGCUACAGACCUGCUACACGCACCUAAACAGGAAGCAGUCAUCAGUGCAUGGAUCCAAUACAGUGACGGUUCAGUGACACCACUUGAUGUCUAUGAUCCUAAAGACUUCCUCCUCUCAGCCGUGUCAUUGGAUGAGAGUGUCAUCUCCAUAACUAAUCAGGAGCAACACUGGCCUAUUGUAGUGGCAGAGGGCGAUGGACAGGCACUGGUUCGUGUUGAGAUGGUCAUCUCUGAGACCUGCCAGAAAUCCAAAAGGAAGAGUGUGCUGGCAUCUGGAGUUGGCAAUGUGAUAGUGAAGCUUGGAGCAAAGAGCGAAGAAAGAGGUGUGAUGGGAAGAGGUGGACAAGACGACGGAGGAGGGAUGGACAACAGCACCAGCGAGCAACGAACAAAGGAUGGAGGAGAGUGGAAGUCCAAUAGUGCAGCAGUGGAUCGAGAGGAAGGAGCCAUGAGAAAGGUUAGCACAACCACCAAGAGCACAGUAACCCAACGUGCUUCAGGUGGCAAACCGGCCAGUGGAGGCAGCAGCAGCAGCCGUGGCAGUGGUCCCAGCCAAGCAGGGGACUACGGUAGCUAUCCAGCACAAGUGGAGGUACCAGGCACUGGGGAUAAUGAGCUGACCCAGACCACUAGAGGACUGUCAGACCUGGAGAUUGGGAUGUAUGCCCUUUUGGGUGUAUUCUGUCUGGCAAUACUGGUCUUCCUCAUCAACUGUGUCAGCUUUGCUUUCAGAUACCGUCACAAGCAGGUCCCCGUGCUGGAAGCAGGAGGCAACAUGAACCACGCCCAUGACUGGGUAUGGCUUGGCAACGAGGCAGACCUUUUGGCUGACCACUCUGACCAAUGCCAGGGUGGCCUGCCUGAUGAAUGCACCACCAUCAUUGACCGGAAUGAAGGAGGAUACGAAGAGAACAAGUACCUGCUGAAUGGGGCUGGUAACACCUUGGUGAUGGGCGUGGGCACAGGCAUGGGCACUAUCAGUGGGAGUGGUGGCACAGGGGGACACCGAGGCAUCACCCAUGGACAAACCUUGCCCAGAUCUGUUCCAGAACCGCAUCAGUGCCUUUCAGCAAUCACUACAGGUGGCAAAAAUGCCACUGGCCAAGUGGAGCAUCUGAAUAAUUCCCCACGAGCCACAGCUGCAGCUGCAGUUGCAGCCGCCAAACGCAAACGUGUCCAGUUCACGUCUUUUGCCACUGUUCUGCCCAAUGAUAAUUCGGGUGGGGGUGGCCCAUACACCAACUCUUCAGUCUUGGUGACCAAUGGGAGCGAGGAUGACAUCAAGUGGGUGUGCCAGGAUAUGGACCUGGGUCAGUCUGAAAUCAGAACCUACAUGGAGAGGCUACAAGACAAUCUGUGACUGAGGGGAAAGAGACUGAGAAAUGAAGGGGCAGAGGAUGAGUGCAGGAGGGGGAGGAUGGACAAUGAGUACAAUUCACCUGUAAUGCCUUUGCAAUGGAUGAAGGGAGCGAGAAUGGGAGGAAUAUGAGAAUAGUGAAGGGAGCAUGGACUGUGGCGAAGAGUUUAAAAGAUUAUUGAAGAGAUAGUGUAGGGGAUGCUUACAUUUAGCUCCCCUUAGGCUAUGGAAAGCAUACUUUCAUCACUAGCUCACAGUGAAAUCAAUGGUAGCAAACAAUGAAUAACAUUAUGAGUUUGUUUUAUAUUAUUUUUGUAGAAAUAUUAGUGUAAAAAUCAAUUAUAAAGUCACUAUUGGUUAUGAAUGUUUAUUUUCAGAAUACCAGUAAACGACUGUGCUAUACAGUAAAUUCAGGGUAUGUUAUUGGACAACAUUAUUAAGCCACUAUACAUUUAAAUGAGGAUGGCAGGAAGUGUUUUUUACUCAAAUGGUAUAUUGCCAGCAUUGGCCAUGGAUUGAAUAUUGAUAGAUCUAGUUUUAAUAUACAAACCUGUCAGUUAUCUGCCAAGUCUGCUGAAUGGUUAUAUAACAAAUGACUGAUUAUGAUUCCUGAAGAAUAGGUUUGCAUCAAAGAUACAAUCUGUUUGUUUUUAUUCUAUCAUGUGACCCAUUUGCAUUUCUCACAAGUAAAAUGUAACAUGUAAAAAAUAUAUAUAUUCCAAGUACUCAACUAUAAGUCAGGCAUCAGUGGGAGUUGCCAUUGAGCACUGAAUACGGGCAAUCUUUUUCUUUCCUCAACAGCAGAAUGUGUCAAGAGUUGGAAAAUGACAUACGGAAGACUGUUUCUCCCUUGGAUCCAAGACAGAGGCAUUUAAACUUGCACAAUUAAAAGCAGGAAAAGACAUUAGCCAUAUUUGAGGCUUACUUCCUGUUUCCUAAAACCUUCCAGCCAACGAUGGCUUUCUCCCUGUAUUCAGAACCAGUUCUGUCAUCUCCUGGCCCCUCUCCUUGUCACUGAUUGGACAGUAGGAACUUUGUGAACUAAAGUACACAGUGAAAUACUGUGAAUUACUGUCUGUAAACUAAAGGGGGACCGACUUUGGUGUCUCGUAUAAAAAGGAGGCUGCUUGGGCUUUGCAAAGCCUGACCGAACACUUAAUGAGGAUUAUUUAAAACAGAAACCACGUAGGCAACAAUACAGACCGGAGUACCUACAGUGUUAUACGUGGAGCUAACAGGAUAUAUUGAAUGACAUUACAAUACAAAUGAAAAUGGAGUGAAACUCUUGAAUAUCUCACGAAUAGAUAUGGGUUCAUAAAACAUGUUUGUUCUUGCUGAACAUAAUUAUAUAUUUUUUUUCUU
This is a messenger RNA of Morone saxatilis (striped sea-bass), 5133 nucleotides long. RefSeq names its product transmembrane protein 132D. The record is from RefSeq and is a predicted model, not a curated record. Lineage: Eukaryota; Metazoa; Chordata; Actinopteri; Moronidae. The coding region runs from base 214 to 3774 and encodes 1186 amino acids. The transcript is spliced from 16 exons.